Dendrobium catenatum is the source of this 2286-nucleotide messenger RNA. Its product is annotated as receptor-like protein 4. Lineage: Eukaryota; Viridiplantae; Streptophyta; Magnoliopsida; Asparagales; Orchidaceae. Gene Ontology annotation, molecular function: protein binding. The transcript is spliced from 9 exons. The record is from RefSeq and is a predicted model, not a curated record. The coding region runs from base 115 to 1989 and encodes 624 amino acids.
CUAAGGCCCCGCGAACGUUGAAAGUUAAUUGAACGAGAAAUUAAUACGGAUUACAGAGCUGUGGCCAUCACCACUGAGCUCCCUCCUCCCAGCUUUCCUCGACCAACCACCCCAAUGUUUCCUCUUCUCCUCCAGCUCUUCCUCUUUCCCUUCAUCGCAUCUGCGGCCUCCCCCUCUCGGUCUAGUUACGGCCUCUCCUACUCAAUUGACUGUGGCGGCAUCUCCAACUUCACCUCUGACCUCAACCGUCAAUGGCUCUCCGAUCGCUACUUCACUGGCGGCGCCAUUGGUACUGUAGCCGAACCCCAACACUUCACUCAACCACAGGAACGCACUCUCCGCUUCUUCCCCCCAAACUCGUUCGGAAAAAAGAGCUGCUACUCCAUCCCCGUCCCCCCUGGCCGCUUCUACCUUCGUACUUUCACCGUCUAUGAUAACUACGACUCCAAGAUGCGAAAUCCCUCCUUCGACGUCUCAAUCGAAGGCACUCUCGUCUUCUCAUGGCGCUCUCCUUGGCCCGAACCAGUCGCGCGCAGUGGCGCCUACGCUGAUCUAUUUUUCCCGGCCGCAGACGGAUCCGCCGACCUCUGCUUCUACUCCAUUGCCACGGAUCCUCCCGUCGUCGCCUCAAUUGAGAUAUUCCAGAUCGACUCCCUUGCUUAUGACGCUGCCACUGCUGGAUCCGACUUCGUUCUCGUUAACUACGGCCGGCUUUCCUGCGGUUCUGCACUAUUCGGUCCUGGUUUUACGAAUCACUCCGAUCUCUUUGGUCGCGUGUGGCAAUCUGAUGCCGAUUUCCGCGACCCGAAAGUUAAAGUGAAAGCCCUCUCAUCCGGCGGGCGCAAGGUGCUCGGCGGUGCUCACGCUCCAAAUUAUUUCCCACCGCAGCUAUAUCUCACGGCCGUCACCGUCGAGCAGCCUGGUGUAGGGCUCGAGUACCUUCUCCAGGUGGAUACUAGGCUCGACUACAUGGUUUGGUUCCAUUUUGCGGAAAUCGAUUCCAGCAUCAAUGCCGCCGGGCAAAGGGUUUUCAAUAUCCUUAUCAACGGGAAAAAUGUUGCCAGCAUAGACAUAUUCAAGGCGGUCGGCGGUUUUGCAGCGUUUGAUUGGCAUUAUAUUGCGAAGAACCUAACCACCUCGCCGCUUAGCUUGAAGCUUGUUCCGGUUGUGGGGCAGCCCGUUAUCUGCGGGCUUGAGAAUUAUGCCAUGGUGCCUCUGGAUCUUGCGAGUCUGCCUGGCCAAGCAAGUGCGAUGAGGGCGUUGAAAGAGUCGCUUAGGAUACCUGAUAGAAUGGGAUGGAACGGGGACCCCUGUGCUCCUACUACAUGGGAUGCUUGGGAGGGAGUUACUUGCCAUCGUACUGAGGAAGGGCUUGUCAUCACGCAGCUUGAUCUUGGGAGCCAGGGUUUGAAAGGUUACGUUAGUGACCAAAUAAGUCAACUAUCCAACUUGGUAAGCUUGAACUUAAGCUCUAACUCGUUGAAGGGAGAAUUGCCAUCAGGUCUAGGUCAAAAAUCUCUUACUAAAUUGGAUUUGUCUGGAAAUCAGUUUACUGGGAGUAUUCCGGAAAGCUUAGGAUCAUCAAAUUUGCAACUUGUCUUGUUAAAUGAUAAUGAAUUGGAAGGACAGGUUCCGGAAAAGCUAUAUUCAGUUGGCGUGCAUGGCGGAGUAAUUGAUCUCUCAGGGAACAAUGGAUUAUGCGGCGUACCAUCUUUGCCAGCAUGUCCCUUCUUUUGGGAUAAAAGGAAGUUGUCUACUCGAGGAAAGAUUGCAAUUGGUUUAUCAUGUGGGGUUGUCAUCAGCAUUCUAUUGCUCCUAUAUGUAGUAUGCAUCAAAAGGGGAAGGAAUGAUUAUGAUUUUGGGCCACCUCAGGAUUUGCUAUCUUCAGCAAUUGCUUCGAAGAGAAACAAGUACCAGAGGCAGAAAAUGCUUCUUGAGAUGGAGUCUCAACAUUCAGAUGGAUAUGUGGCUCGCGUGAAUCCCCAUUGAUAGCUUCUUGAAGCAUAAGCUGAAACAAUCUGCCUAUUCUUUGAAUCUUUGGCUUCUCAAAUGGACGAAAAAACUACCAGAAAUUGAGCUUCAGGAAUGGAAGCUUGGUUGCUCAAGAAGGCUUUUUGUUGGUACACGAAGUGUGUUCCCUAUUCUCUCACUAUUUGUGUAUGUAUAAGCUUCAUGAAAGUAGCCUGUACAUCUGUACUAUACGUAAAUCUCUCCAUUUAAAAUAGUAGAACCUUUUUUGCCUUCCUAAAUAUAGCACUAAAAAAAUGAUCAUUCUUUCUUCUUAAA